Molecule: messenger RNA, 1782 nt
Organism: Acipenser ruthenus (sterlet)
Lineage: Eukaryota; Metazoa; Chordata; Actinopteri; Acipenseriformes; Acipenseridae
Product: tRNA selenocysteine 1-associated protein 1-like
Exons: 9
Coding region: 118-1011 (297 amino acids)
Biological process (GO): selenocysteine incorporation
Cellular component (GO): nucleus
Molecular function (GO): tRNA binding
Source: RefSeq, a predicted model, not a curated record
UGUUUUUUUUUUUUUUUUACCAAAGUUUGACAGAUGCAGCAAUGUCAAUUCUAUUUACAAUUGUUGCAUUUGAAUAAUUUGUUUAUUUAAACAUAGAAGACAUUUACUCUUUCGAGAAUGAGUAGCCUGUGGAUGGGAAAUCUUGAGCCGUACAUGGAUGAGAAGUUUGUCUCCCGUGCCUUCGCCACCAUGGGGGAGCUUGUCAAGGGAGUCCGAAUCAUUCGAAACAAAAUGACUGGGUCAGCAGCGGGUUACUGCUUUGUAGAGCUUGCAGAUGAAGCGACGGCAGAACGAUGCCUUCUUAAAAUCAAUGGGAAACCCCUGCCAGGGGCAACGCCUCCUAAAAGAUUUAAGUUAAACCGGGCCACUUAUGGAAAACAGGGUGAUAGCAGCCCUGAGUAUUCCCUGUUUGUUGGUGAUCUGACUCCUGAAGUAGAUGAUGGGAUGCUCUAUGAAUUUUUCCUGAAGCGAUACGUGUCCUGCCGGGGAGCGAAAGUGGUUUUGGACCAGCAGGGCAACUCCAGAGGCUGCGGUUUUGUGAAGUUUAUGGAUGAAAAUGAACAGAAACGGGUUCUUAAGGAGUGCCAGGGAUCACUGGGGCUCGGAGGAAAGCCGUUACGGUUAAGUCUGGCUGUAACUAAAGCGAGUAAGCCAGCGCCACCUGUAGCAAGCUAUCCCCAAACCUACAACUACAACCAACUACCAUACAACCAGUAUUACCAGGAGUACCAGGAGUACCAGGAGUACCAGAAUUACUACGCUAACUGGGGCUAUGAUCAGAACACAGGGAGCUACAGCUACAGCUAUCCCCAGUAUGGGUACACACAGAGCGCCAUGCAGUCCUAUGAAGAAGUAGAUGAUGAUGCCCUUGAAGAUCCAACCCCCCAGAUUGAUGUUGAAGAAGCCAACCGGCAGUUUAUGGAGCAAAGCGAGGAGCUGUAUGACGCACUAAUGGACUGUCACUGGCAGCCUUUGGACACGGUGUCUUCAGAAAUCCCAGCUGCGCUCUAGGGUUUGUGUAAUUGGAGGAGUGAUGUGCAUUAAGCAGACAACCUACAAUCAACAGCAGAGAGGACACACUUCGCUGCUCUGAACAUGCUGCGCUUUUAAAUGGGUUGAAGAACAAUGUUGACUAUCGUUUAAAGUCAAGAACUGUCAGCCAAGGGAUUAAACUUUUCAGUCCCUUCUGUGUAAUGCUGGUGGGGGGUCAGGGGGGGGGAUUGUCAAAAAGGACUUCUAUUAAUGUGUCAGUUUUUUGGGGGUUAUCCUGGGUAAAUCAACAGAAUAUUUUGGAACUUUUGUGUUUUUAUUAUAUAUAUGCUGUAUAUAUUAUUACCCAGUUAUUUUCGUUGUCUGUAAAAUAUAAAUUCAUAGAACCCCAAAACAGCAAUGGUAUGUGUAUAACGUUUAUUUUUUUUUAAAACAGAGAGAACCCCCCCCCCCCAAAAAAAAAACAAACAGAACAAAUGUGGGGAAAAAACAGCAGUAGUAAAAUAAAGAAGAGAGUUGUGCUUGAUGGUCCAGGAGUAGACUAGGAGAGAGAACAGAGAAAAAUGUAAUGAUCUUGAUAUUUUAUAGCAGUACUUUAAAUAAAUGAAUACAAGGUGUAAUCCCAUGAACAGAUAACGGGGGUGCUGUGUACAGAAUAGAUUUGAUCAGCCUGUUAGCUCUACACACGCAGUCCUGGCUCCUAAUCAAUAUAGCGACUCUGUUUUGAAAGAAUGAUUCCAUGCACCGUUCCCAGGCAUGCUGUUGAUGUCUACAUAACCAUUGCCACCCUGC